Molecule: messenger RNA, 771 nt
Organism: Penicillium concentricum
Lineage: Eukaryota; Fungi; Ascomycota; Eurotiomycetes; Eurotiales; Aspergillaceae
Exons: 3
Coding region: 1-771 (256 amino acids)
Source: RefSeq, a predicted model, not a curated record
AUGCCUGGUAGACCUAUCGAAAACCACUCAAACGCUGUCAAGUAUCUUGGAGUCGACGAUUUCCUUGACGUCCUCAAAACCGGCCACCAGAUCCUCAAGUUUAAAUCAGUCCCGGAAAAGGCGUUUGAAAUCUUAUCAGGUGACGACACACGGCCGUGUAAGUUCGUCAGACUGCAGUAUCAUCGGCCAACUCAACUUCUACUCGUGAAGAUCACACCAGGCUGGGACCAUGAGAAUCUUAUUUUCCUCGUUCGAAAAUUGAUUGAUCGACAGCUGAAUGCUAUGAAUCUUUUUUCGUCUAACAAACCAACUUGCGCGGUCGAAAUCGGCACGUCUGAAUCUACGUCUCACCUGUCGGCCGAUGCAUAUGGCUGGCUGGAAGCGCCCCAAUCACCAGUCAAAGCCGUAAUUACUAUUUCCUUCAAGUACCUGUGCGCGGAAACCGACGAGAACCCCCUCAGCAUCUCCGUCUGGAAACCAGGACGCCGACUAUCUAGUCAUGAUACAGGGACCAACCUCUCGACUGCUAUCCGCACAGCACAUAUCGACGUUUGGAACGUCGCCGGCUCUCUCUCCGUGUCCGGAUUCUCUCACGAUGUCGACACGCAACUACCUGUCUCUGCUGAUGAAAUUCAACUUCCCUUGGAGCUUUUGAUCGGUCGACUACCUUCCCAUCCUAGGGAACAUGACAUUGUGAUAACUCAAGAUAUGUUACUCUGGAUUCUGCACCAGCUAUGGGAAUACCGCCGGCAACGGGUAAUAUUACAGUAG